AUGGCAGUCAUCGACGCACAAGCUCCUCAACCAACGCAACCAUCGCAACAAUCGACCGAUGCCCCACAGCCAUCUCUUAUCGCCGCUCCCACGCAGGCAUUGUCUCAAUCGGAUCUGCCCGUCACGGUGACCAGCCUCGCACACAAGUACCGUGCCGAAUUCGAACAAACAUUGGACGGCCUUCGACAGCGGGCACUCAAACUUCAGGAACAAGCCCCGGAGCUCAUCAGCCAGACGCAAGCCAACAUCGAGCCGUACAAGAAGGACUUCGUGGACACCGUGCAAGCACUAGGUGAAGUGGUUACUCCACCGCUAACCAUCCUCCAGACCCUUUCGUGGAGUGCCGUGCUCGUGUUGGCAUCAACCAUUGCUUCCUACGCGUCAGCCUAUGUUUUUGCCCCAAUUCUCUCUUUGGCUAUUGGUGGAUUUGGUGCUUUGGGCCUUGCUUUGGCGGCAGUACCCAUGUACACCGCGUGGACCAUUCAAGAGGAUUUGGCUGCAAAGGCAACCGACAUGGUCAUCCGUUUCCACCUUCUCGCCGCGGCACUCGUUGAAGGAUUGCUCGUCGGACUUUUACUUCAGAACUCCUAUCUUUCGGGUGCUCCAUUGGCCGAUGUUCUCUUGGCAAUUACUGCUGUUGCUUAUCCAUUCGCCGCCGACAAGGUCGGCCACAAUCGUCAGAUGCUAUUGGGCGCAUCGGUGGGCACUUCGGUUGGUGUGACGCUUUUGCUGGGACUUCUUUCGGGAUACUUCACCUUGCCCUAUUUGGUCCUCACACUUCUCUACGGAGCAAUCACCGCCGUCACCCUUCAAUACAUCUACAAGAAUGUCACCUCCACUUCGGCGCCCACAUACACUUAUCAAUUGGCACUCCUCGUCGCGUUCACUGCCGCCAAUCUUGGUGCCCAUCUGCAACCGGUACCAAAAUGCGCCACUUCCGAGCUCUGCCUUUCUACC
Molecule: messenger RNA, 957 nt
Organism: Mesorhabditis belari
Lineage: Eukaryota; Metazoa; Nematoda; Chromadorea; Rhabditida; Rhabditidae
Source: the annotation of a GenBank genome assembly